Messenger RNA from Amblyraja radiata (thorny skate), 840 nucleotides. RefSeq names its product B-cell translocation gene 4 (gene btg4). The transcript has 4 exons. The coding region runs from base 1 to 840 and encodes 279 amino acids. The record is from RefSeq and is a predicted model, not a curated record. NCBI's taxonomy places the organism in Eukaryota, Metazoa, Chordata, Chondrichthyes, Rajiformes, Rajidae. Gene Ontology annotation, cellular component: nucleus; cytoplasm.
AUGAAAGAAGAGAUUGCUGCCACAGUAGUUUUCAUCACCCGUCUGGUGAAGAAAAAUGAGAAAUUCAGCAAGCAGAAGAUGGAGAAAUUUGGGAGCAAACUGACAAAAAUACUAUUUCAAAAAUACAAGAACCACUGGUACUGUGGAAACCCUUCUAGAGGACAAGCCUACAGGUGUAUCAGAAUAAACAAGAAUCAACCACGGGAUCCUGUCCUCUUUCAGGCUUGUGUAGAAAGCAAUAUUGAAUAUUCAUCUUUGGAACUGCCGAAGGAAUUCACUAUCUGGGUGGAUCCAUAUGAAGUGUGGUGUAGGUGUGGCGAAAACAACCAGCCAUUCAUUAUAACGAGGUUGGAGGAACAGAAAUCUAAUCGGGAAGUCUUCAAGCACAUCAGCAAUGCAGCAGAACGAGCAAGUUCGGAUUACUUCUCUGGUACAUCUUCAGAUGAGGAAAGCCAUAACAAGGAACUGAGUGCAAUUUAUGCUAGAAGCAAAGCCCAUAGGGAAGAGGAGAACUUCACUGCAGCUUCAGAAACAAAGACCAUACCAAUCGUGAGCAACCCAAACAGUAUUUACAUGGGCCACAGCUUUGGUGGAGGAGAAAUCCCUGGAGAAGAACCUCAAACCAUCCCCACUGUGAUUAACCCAAAGAGCAUCUACCAGUAUGAUUACUACAUGUACCAUGCAGCUGUCUGGCCCAGGUUUACACACAAGCAAACUAUCACAGAAGACACUAAAGGUUGCUACCCUCUCCAAAAAAUCUACAAAAUGUACAGAGUUUCCAAUCAUAUGUUCGCAUAUCCUCACAAUGAUCGGUAUCACUGGGUAAAUACCAAGCACUGA